AUGAAUGGGGAUACCAUUGUCAACGCCGAGCCCGGUGAGUACCCACAUAUGGCUGUCGUGGGCUUCGAGUCGGAGGGGGGCCGAGUCUACUACAAAUGUGGUGGCAGCUUGAUAAGCGAGAGAUAUGUGCUUAGCGCCGCCCACUGUACUUCCAUAUACGAGACGGUCCACAAGUGGGUGCGCAUCGGGGACCUCGACCUGGUCGCCGUGCAGCGGUCGGUGGAGGCCCAACUGCUUCGGAUUGAGAAAGUAUUUGCGCACCCCAGCUACAACAAAGAGAUGUACUAUGACGAUAUAGCCCUUCUUAAACUAAAGAUGGAAGAGCAACUGGCGGCGUACGUAAGAUCUAAACGCCUAUGAGUUUUUCCAGAGCUGCCCAUGACGAUAGCUUUCGCCAUGGGGUACGGCGCCACGAACUUCGCCAAGGCCAUGACAAACCGCCUCACAAACAUACUAACCAUAGUGCCGAUCGCCGAGUGCAACGCCGAGCUACCGGCUCUUGCUGAGACUCCUACUGGAGUUAUCAAAAGCGAGCUCUGCGCCCAGGACUAUAUUCUCAACAGAGACACCUGCCAGGAAGACUCCGGCGGACCUUUGCAACUGAAUGUGCUGGGUCGCCGCCGACGGCAUAGAAUACACUAUCAUCUCAUCGGCAUAACCUUAUACAGCGUGUUGUGCCGCAGUAGUUACCUAUAUUACACCAGAGUGAUUUCCUACUUGGACUGGAUCGAACUUACUGUGUGGACCUGA
This is a messenger RNA of Drosophila teissieri, 750 nucleotides long. RefSeq names its product serine protease snake. Lineage: Eukaryota; Metazoa; Arthropoda; Insecta; Diptera; Drosophilidae. Gene Ontology annotation, molecular function: serine-type endopeptidase activity. The record is from RefSeq and is a predicted model, not a curated record. Gene Ontology annotation, biological process: proteolysis.